AGUUCUCCUGAGGAUCCACAAAUUUGGAGUUGUCAGGAGCGGUUACACGAGGAUCGACGUAAGGACAACAAUAUGGCACCGGUACGCGCGGCACUCAUCGGAUUCGUCUUGAUUACCGUGGGCUGUUGUAUGGCUCGUGCUGAUGUGGAUCCUUCGGCUACGCAAUCGGACGAUUCAAAGAUCGUCGGCGGUACCAAGGCAGAUGAGCGGAUCACGUACCAGAUUUCGCUUCAGGUGCUGGUCAGUACCCUGUUCGGUUUCGGUCCAAAACGCUGGAUGCACAACUGCGGCGGUUCGAUCGUAAACGAGUACUACAUCGUAACGGCGGCCCACUGUCUGGAUGGGAUGAACGCAUCCCGAAUGUCCAUCGUGGCCGGAACGAACGAUCUGCGCAAUGACGGUGCCAAGGGUACACGCUACUAUAUCGCUUCCUACCUCAUCCACCCGGACUACAUUGAGUUGAAUAGGAGUGAUAUCGGAGUUAUGCGUACGACGGAGCGGAUACAGUUCACGGAGAAUGUGCAACCAAUCACGUACUCGUCGACGUUCGUCGGUGGCAAUCAGACAUGCCUGUUAACUGGCUGGGGCUAUACGAUGCCAAUCCGCAUCGGAUCUACGCCGAAGGAUCUGCAGGAAGCGGAACUGACGACGAUCACAAACGACGAAUGUCGUAGCCGGGGCAUGCCCGUUAAUCCGACCGAGAUCUGCACAUUUACACGUGUCGGCCAGGGUGCCUGUGGGGGUGACUCUGGUGGUCCGCUAGUGUGCGACAAGCAGCUAUCCGGUGUAGUGUCUUACGGUACCCGGUACUGUGGCAUCGGCGUACCGGACGUCUAUACGCGUGUGUCCGAGUUUGACACCUGGAUUCAAGAGAACACCAAGGUAACGCAAGGGGACGACGGUGGAGCAGGAGGUGCAGAUAACUAAGCUGAGGCCAGAUAACUCCGGAGCACUAGCUAUCGGUACAAGUCGGCAGGAACAGUAACGGACAUCCGCCAACGUGAAUGACAGGCACUGUGGGCCGCAGUCCAGUCCACCGAUUUCUACGGACCGUUCCACACCACGGCCAAACCCCGGUUCCGUCCUGAUCUUCUCACUUCAAUCCAAUCCACCGUCACCGCUAAUAAACGUAAUUUAAUCCGUUCACUUUUCACAAUCCCGAAGUCCAUCGCCUGGGGCGUGCUUCACCCGGUCGCGGUUUUUUCGACGGAUCCGGAUCGACGGAUUCUAAAAAACCGAACAAUAUCAACUCACGCAA
This is a messenger RNA of Anopheles darlingi, 1258 nucleotides long. Its product is annotated as chymotrypsin-1-like. Gene Ontology annotation, molecular function: serine-type endopeptidase activity. Gene Ontology annotation, biological process: proteolysis. The record is from RefSeq and is a predicted model, not a curated record. Bases 73 to 927 code for a protein of 284 amino acids. The transcript has 3 exons. NCBI's taxonomy places the organism in Eukaryota, Metazoa, Arthropoda, Insecta, Diptera, Culicidae.